Vombatus ursinus (common wombat) is the source of this 1203-nucleotide messenger RNA. Its product is annotated as UDP-glucuronosyltransferase 2A2-like. The record is from RefSeq and is a predicted model, not a curated record. Bases 1 to 1203 code for a protein of 400 amino acids. The transcript has 4 exons. Gene Ontology annotation, molecular function: UDP-glycosyltransferase activity. NCBI's taxonomy places the organism in Eukaryota, Metazoa, Chordata, Mammalia, Diprotodontia, Vombatidae.
AUGAGUACGCACAAUGCUCCAGCUCUCUCUCCCCCCACCUCCUCCACCACCGCCACCACUCCUCCCUCCCUCGCCAUUCUCCGCCCAUGCUUUGCAGGUGACACAAUGAUGAGGCGUCUCCCCCUCCCCCGCCCCCAACCUUCCCCCUCUCCUCUCUUUCGGACUUCGGAGAAAAGCUGGACAGGAGACUCUGAUGGCCCCCACCUGACUGGUGAACCGAACACAUCAGACCCACAGCACCAGGAGAAGCACAGGUCCCUUCCUUCUCCACCAAAUGAUAAAACGCCACUGAUGCUCACUUGGAAAAAAAUCCAUCCCCGGGCUUCCAAGGGCAGCUGCGUGCCAAUAUGUCUGCUUAAAUCUAUUUUGAAAGUCAUCCUAGUCAUCGGAGACAGAGUGGUUUCUAUAGUGAGUAUCAUCAUGUCCAAGAAGUCUGUUUGGCUACUUAUUCUUCCUUUGACUCUAACAGGAACGGUCUUCAGUGGGAAUAUUUUGAUUUGGCCCACAGAUGCCAGCCAUUGGCUAAAUAUUAAGAUCAUUAUAGAGGAACUGGUUCAAAGAAAUCAUAAUGUCACUGUGCUGACAUCACAAAGUGCUCUCUUCAUUAAAUCCAGUCCUGAUUUACAGGUGAACUUUGAGGUGUUUCCUGUUCCUUUUGGGAAGAAGAAUAUAGAUUCCUUGAUUCAUGAUUUUAUUAUGCUCUGGUUAGACCAUAGGCCAACCCCUUUGACCCUCUGGCCAUUCUAUCAGCGACUGGGAAAAUUAUUUGAGAAUAUUUUUAAAAUUAAUAUGCAAAUGUGUGAUGCAGUGCUAAACAACCAAGGGUUAAUGGCGAAGAUUCAAAUGACAAAGUUUGAGGUGUUAGUAGCAGAUCCAGUGACCAUCUGUGGGGACCUAGUUGCUGUCAAGAUAGGAAUUCCGUUUAUAUACACCCUGAGGUUCACACCUGCCUCCACAGUGGAGAGACACUGUGGGAAAAUCCCAGCUCCUGUCUCCUAUGUGCCAGCUGCCUUGUCAGAGCUCACAGACCAGAUGCCCUUUGGAGAACGAAUUAAGAACAUGUUAUCUUAUCCUCUGCAAGACUAUAUAUUUCAGUCCUACUGGGGAAAAUGGGAUUUAUACUACAGCAAAAUUUUGGUACGUGUAGAAGUUUUUUGUGUUGUUUGCUUUGUUUUUUUCCCCAUUGAGAUGGUUGAAACUUGA